AUGGCUGACCCGUGCGCGCCCCGCGGGCCCGGUCGGCUGAUCGGGGUGAUAUUCUGCCUGCUCAUGGUGCUCAUACUCGCGCGGGAGAUCGGUGCGCUCAUGGGCGCGAGGGUGGAGCUCCCCGGCACGACGGAAAACCCGACGUGGACCUCCCCAGCGGCGAUCCGGGAGGCGGUGGGCACCGUGCGUGGACAAAUUGUGGAAGCUCCGGUGGACGCUAGACCGGAGACGAAGCGACCGCCGUACGGGGUGAACGAGAGCGUGCGGCUCGAGGAGGUGGAUGAGUCCUGCCACGGCGAGGCGUCGCUCGAUAUCGACGGACCGGCGGUCGUGUGGGGACUCGACCAUUUGCUCUCGAGCGCCCAGGAGUGCUGCGAUAGGUGCAAGGCACAGGCGAGAGGCGCGAGGGAGAAGGGCGAGGGCGCGAGGGCGUGCAACAGCUGGGUGUUUUGCCCGCUCCCCGAGUGCUGGUCCCCGGACAUUUGGAACCACACUUUGGGCGAGUGUUGGCUCAAGACGCAGGACGACGCCAGGAAUCCAAAGAUCAACUUUAGGGGCGCGUACCCACCGGCGUUUCGGCGCGAGCACUCGACGUCGCCCGCGCACGUGCCGUGGCAGGCGGGGGUGCUGUUAGAGUGA
Molecule: messenger RNA, 639 nt
Organism: Micromonas commoda
Lineage: Eukaryota; Viridiplantae; Chlorophyta; Mamiellophyceae; Mamiellales; Mamiellaceae
Exons: 1
Coding region: 1-639 (212 amino acids)
Source: RefSeq, a predicted model, not a curated record